Molecule: messenger RNA, 1815 nt
Organism: Sphenostylis stenocarpa
Lineage: Eukaryota; Viridiplantae; Streptophyta; Magnoliopsida; Fabales; Fabaceae
Source: the annotation of a GenBank genome assembly
AUGGAGGAACCUCCAACUUCAGUUCCGGCGACAGCGUCGUGCUGGAGCAACGUGGUGAAGAAGCAACCUCCUCCACCACCGCAGCACAACGAACCUGUAUUGGUGGAAACCACCGAAUCCUCCAAUGUCAUCUCCGUCGCCGUCGUGGACGCCAACGCCGUCAUUGAAUCCGGCGAAAAACUCCACGGCCUCGCCGACAAGUUCAUCUCCAUCCCUGAAGUCAUGAACGAAAUCCGUGACCCCGUUUCCCGCCACAAACUCUCUUUCCUGCCCUUCUCCAUUCAAACCAUGGAACCCUCCCCCGAAUCCAUCAAUAAAGUUGUCAAAUUCGCUAGGGCUACUGGUGACCUACAAACUCUCUCUGAUGUUGACAUCAAGCUCAUAGCUCUGACUUACACGUUGGAGGCUCAGAUUCAUGGGAUCAAACAUCUCAGGGAUGCCCCUCCUCCUGUGCAAAUGGUGAAUGUGAAGAGGUUGCCUGAGAAGGACAUGCCGGGGUGGGGUUCUAAUGUGCCUAAUUUGCAAGAGUGGGAGGCGUUGGAACAGGCAGAAGAUGCUACGAAUUUCAAGUCGAGAAUCCUUCCCUUGCAGGAUCUGAACUUAAACAUUGUUUCUCCAGAUGGUCACUCUGUGGAUGGUUCAGUGGAGAGGACUAGUGAAGCUGACUCGGGGAUUCAGGAUGGCGAUCAGGAUGGUUUUAUGAAGCCUAGGAAAUAUUUGCCUAAGAAAAAGGAGAUAAACAUUGAGGGAAAGACAAUGGUGGCUGAUGGAAUUGAUGCGUCGCAGGGAGAGUUUGAUGACAAUGCUGGUGAUUGGAUGCCAGCUGUCAGUCGGAGUACACAUAGGAGAUAUUUGAGAAGGAAAGCUAGACGUGAGUAUUAUGAGUCCAUAUCCAGUCCUCUAGACGAGCAAGAUUUGGAAGAAAAUGUUGAUGAUAGUGUGGGUGAAGAUGCUGGUGCUUUAAAUCAGCAAGUUCGUGAAAGGGAUGCUGAACAACAUGUUGAAAAUGCUGUGUCCGAGGAUACUCAGGUGGUAAAAGAGAACAAAGACAAUGAAAGUAUAUAUGAGAUUCUGCAACAAAUGACGCUGGAAACAGUACCUGAUGGCAAUGCAAAUGUGGUCACUAAACCAUGUGACAGUGAGAUAAAUGCAGUUGAUAACCAAUCAAAUCAAUUGGACGGUGCAAGCCAGACCAGUGAAGCUGCUGACUUUUCGUAUGCAGAUGAUGAUGGUAGUGAGCAAAGUUGGAUGGUUAGAUCUUUGUCUGAAUCAAGUGUAGCAUGUGUAACCGGUGACUUUGCCAUGCAAAAUGUUCUUCUCCAAAUGGGUUUGCGCCUACUGGCACCUGGAGGAACACAGAUACACCAGCUGCACAGAUGGAUACUAAAGUGUCAUGCCUGUUACACUGUGACUGCUGAGAUUGGGAGGAUUUUCUGUCCAAAGUGUGGAAAUGGUGGCACCCUAAGGAAGGUAGCUGUCACAGUUAAUGAAAAUGGAAUAGUGGUUGCAGCCCGCCGACCACGAGUUACAUUACGUGGCACAAAGUUUUCAUUGCCUUUACCUCAAGGUGGAAGGGAUGCAGUUACGAAGAACCUCAUUCUCCGUGAAGACCAACUUCCUCACAGGGUACUUUAUCCUAAAACGAAGAAGAAAGCCAGCAAACAGGAUGAUGACUUCUUUACACCAGACAGUGUCUUCAGCCACCACACAGAUAAGAAAUCUUCUUUCCAGCCUCCUAUAAGGAAAGCAAUGGCAGUUUUCGGUGGGAGGAGAAAUCCAAAUGACAAUCACUACACACGCACGAAACAUAAGUAG